UCUAAAGGUGGAUGCGUUAAAACUUAUUGUUAUUAUUUUAAUUAUUUUUAGGGGAAAUAAAGCUGUUAAUGCAGUUGAGUUAAGUUUCUUUGCAGUGGAAACCUAAAGAAAGCUUUCCAGUGAAUGAAAAACAUCACUGCAGCAGAUCCAAACAUGUCACAUCCAGAGAAAGUUGUGACCGAGGAACGCCCCAAUGAAGUCCCCAAUGCCGUGGAGCUCAGGGAAACCAUUUGGUACUCCAUAGGAGAGCUUGUGGAGAUGAUUGUAUGUCCAGGUUGUGGAAAAUCUAUGGUAUCCUUCAAGAACCGCUUUGCCCACGUCAAGAAGUGCUUCAGCAUCAAAAGACGGGGUCCUCUGUACAGGAUCUACGGAUAUGCCGAGUGCAAGUGCGGUUUACUCAUUGCAGACACGGCAAAAGCCCGAAAACUGCAUGUUUGUAUGGGUAAAGUUCGACCCUGCAAGCCAAUAUGCCCGGUUGAGCCGAAGAAACCUCCGGCUGAGGCACAACCUCCUGAAGAGUUGCCCACCAAGCCUGAGCAAAAUGUGGAGCAAACUGGGAAGGUCGAGAAUAAAACGUGGAUUCACAACUUCACCAGCCCCAUUCAGCAAAAGGAUCUCUCGUUCCUGGACAUUUCGUGUUCCAUUAACCCUGAUCCCAAGCCAACGUCGAGGCCGCGGGUCCGUAACUUCGACAAACCUUCCCGAUUGUUGGCUCCCAAGGAAGUCUGUGUCUACUCCAUAAUUCGCAAGAAUGGAGCUAUCACGGUGGCGGGCAGAUCAAUCCUAAAGCAACGGAUGUGUAACGAAAACAUUAUCUUAAUCAAGAAGCGAAAACUUCGACUGCCUGCGAUAGAGCAAAGUGAAAAAUCCUGACCUUUAGUUCAAGUCGAAUGUAGAUCAUAAUUAAUAGUAAACAAAGCAGUAAGCCAUUACUUUAGCAUUGAAAGUGUAUUUAAAAUAUUGUUUUUCGUAAAAACUUUUGGACAAUUAGAA
This is a messenger RNA of Drosophila elegans, 993 nucleotides long. RefSeq lists its product as uncharacterized. NCBI's taxonomy places the organism in Eukaryota, Metazoa, Arthropoda, Insecta, Diptera, Drosophilidae. The record is from RefSeq and is a predicted model, not a curated record. The transcript has 4 exons. The coding region runs from base 124 to 873 and encodes 249 amino acids.